Molecule: messenger RNA, 417 nt
Organism: Dibothriocephalus latus
Lineage: Eukaryota; Metazoa; Platyhelminthes; Cestoda; Diphyllobothriidea; Diphyllobothriidae
Source: the annotation of a GenBank genome assembly
GUCUCCUACUUUACUGCCUGCUUCCCCUACCUGAUUCUGACCAUUCUGCUGGUGCGUGGGGCCCUCCUGCCGGGCUCCCUGAAGGGUAUCCUCUACUACAUAAAGCCCGACUUCAAGCGUCUGCAGGACCCCCGAGUUUGGGUGGACGCUGCCACUCAAAUCUUCUUCUCACUCGGCUGCUGCAGUGGUAGUCUAAUCGCCAUGUCCAGCUUCAAUCCCUUCAAGAACAACUGUUGCAGGGAUGCCGUGAUCGUGGCCUGCAUAAACUGUGCCACCUCCGUCUACGCCGGCUUCGUGGUGUUUGCCAACCUCGGUUUCAUGUCUCACGUCAAGAAUGUCUCCAUGGCUGAUGUCGCCAAGGCUGUAUAUCGAAUCCCCCUUAAUGUCGGCCUUAUCCAAGCCCUUCCUAAGGUUUAG